Ipomoea nil (Japanese morning glory) is the source of this 2403-nucleotide messenger RNA. Its product is annotated as pentatricopeptide repeat-containing protein At1g11710, mitochondrial. The transcript has a single exon. The record is from RefSeq and is a predicted model, not a curated record. Gene Ontology annotation, molecular function: protein binding. The coding region runs from base 317 to 2290 and encodes 657 amino acids. NCBI's taxonomy places the organism in Eukaryota, Viridiplantae, Streptophyta, Magnoliopsida, Solanales, Convolvulaceae.
GGGGUUAAAGCCGAACAGUGGUCUUGAGUUGCAGGUUGUUGGCACUGAGGGUUGUGGGCGAGUUCUGGGAAACCAUAUUGUAGUACAAUGUUACUGCUUUCUCAAUGUAUUAAUUCAAGUUCUGAAUUAUGCUGCUUAUAUUUCCAUGGGUAUUUGUUGAUUUGCUUGGAUUUUUAUAUCUUUGAAAGAAAGGGUUCUGAGAACAGAUAGUUUUGAAUGUGUAUUGAUUUUUUCGUUGUUAUAUGAUGACCUAAAACGAUACUUUCAGUGAGUAUGCAAAAUCAGUCUUUUUUAUGAUUCGGGUGAAUUUAAGUCUAUGGUUGCAGGCUUGUUCUCGCCAAAAAGGAGGCACCUUUUUGUUAGAGCUCUUCAUUUGGGUAAGCAAUUCGCACACCCAAAUACAGAGGAUGUUCUGUUUCGAUCAAUCUGUGUGAAUUUGAGGGAAAAUAAAUGGAAAUUUAUGGACCAAAUAUGCUCUGGGCUCACAGGGUCCGUGCUUUCUCGGGUUUUCAACGAGUUCCGGAGCUCUCCCCAAGUAAUGUUGGAGUUCUACAAGAGGAUUGGUGGAGCAAAAAGUGUCUUGAAUUCGCUUGAAAGUUGUUGUGUUGUGAUUCAUGUGAUGGUGUGCUGUAGGCAUUUUGAUGAUGCUUUGUGGUUGAUGAAAGAGUUGAUGAUAAGGAAGGGGAUUUCACCUUUGGAGUUUUUGGGAGGGCUUAUUGAUAGUUAUGAUGUAGGUUGCCGGAGUAAUGCUGUAUUUGACACAUUGGUUAGGGCUUGUACUCAAAUUAGGCUGACAGAUGGUGGUUAUGAGGUUAUAAAGAAGUUGAGAAUGGAGGGUCAUAUGGUUUCGGUUCAUGCACUGAAUAAUUUUUUGAAUCAUCUGUUAAAGUUAGAUGAGGUUGGUCGCUUUUGGCUGGUGUAUAGGGAAAUGGUUUCUUGUGGCUAUAUGGAGAAUGUGUAUACUUAUAAUAUUGUUAUUUAUGCCCUUUGUAAAGAAUGUAAAUUGUUUGAGGCAAUUUCUGUGUUUUACCGGAUGGUGAAGAGUGGAAUAGUGCCAAAUGUUGUCUGCUUCAAUAUGCUUAUAGAUGGAGCUUGUAGAAUCGGUGAACUUGAUUUAGCAUUCAAGCUUGUUAGAAACAUCGGAAUUAUGUCAGGAGGCUGGGUAUUCCCUAAUUCAAUUACCUAUAAUUCUCUCAUCAAUGGGUGUUGCAAGUUGGGAAGUUUAAGGAUUGCAGAAAAAUUUCUUGCUGAAAUGAUUGAGAUGGGUUUUGAGCCAAAUGUAAGGACCUAUGCAACCUUAGUUGAUGGGUACUCAAAAAAUGGUAAAUUGGAGGAGGCAUUUAUGAUGUGUCAUAAUAUGAUUAGUAUGGGUUUAUUGCCAAAUUCAGUAAUAUAUAAUACAUUAAUUCACCAGCUAUACAUGGAAGGAGAUGUGAAUGGGGCUUCCGGUUUAUUGUCUGACAUGAUCAAGAGAAAUAUUCUUCCUGACAACUUCACCUACUCGAUUCUUGCCAAAGGGCUCUGUAAAAAUGGUCAAAUGAGAGAAAUUCUCAAGUAUUAUAAACAGAUUGUGGAAAACAACCUUGCAGAAGAUGCUUGUUCUCACAACAUUCUUAUUGAUUAUCUGUGUAGAAGUGAAAACACGCAUGGGGCACAACAAAUAUUCUGCAGUAUGUUUGUUCGGGGGUUAAUUCCAGACCUGGUCACUUAUGGUACGAUGAUCAAUGGAUUCUGCCAGGUAGGCAACGUCGAAAGUGCUGUUGAGGUUUAUGAUGACAUGAUAAACACGAAGAAGAAUCCCAACUUAGUGAUUUAUAACACUAUAGUCGAUGGAUUAUGCAAAGCCGCCUCUGUGGAUGCAGCUAAAGGUUUGGUCGAUGCACUGAAAGGGACUUCUGUAUAUGAUGUCAUAACCUUUAAUACAUUGCUGAAUGGGUAUUGUAUAAACGGUGAAAUUGAAAAGGCGCUGCAUUUGUUCUGCAGUAUGAGAAAAGGAGGUUUAUCUAUCAACACGGUUACUUACAAUAUUCUGAUCAAUAUGAUGUGUAGAUAUGGAUUGAUUCAGCACGCCAAAGAACUGAUAAGUGUAAUGAUCACACGGGGUAUAAGUCCCGAUGCUGUCACAUACACAACACUACUCACAAGCGCGAGCAAGAUAAGCAAUGCUGACGAAGUUUUACAGCUGCACGACUACAUGGUGCUGCAAGGAACAAUUCCAGAUAGCGACACUUACAAAGCUGUCAUUAGUCCACUUGUUGAAGCCAAUGGUUCGGGUUUGUUUGAACUUUAGUUGUAGGGAAAACAAGAGUUACAAUGAAUUCCAGAGAUUAAGAGAGUGGCUUCUAAGCUUUGUAUAUGUACUUGCCAAUUGUGCAUAAAUUUGAUAAUUUCAUAGUUUCUCUU